UUGACAGGGUGGAACCUUAGACCCGCGAUUAAUUUCCCCGAAAUCGGACCUUGUUUAAGGUCGAAACCAGUUCCUUACCCUUUGGGUUCCGGGUUGUAAAUGUUUGUGUUAAAGUAUCUCUCGACAAAUACUCGGCGCAAAAUAAAAACGGCGGUGGUUGUGGGUAAAAUGUGAAGUGGUCGAUCGAGAAGACUUCGAAAAGGAUGGCAGGCUCACAGACACAAGAUCUCUUAGAAGAUAUUCCAAAAGUGAGUGACCCUUCUGCAGACAGUGUCACUCAGGAGGCCAAUUCACAGAUGGAAGGGAUGCUUACAGUCUCCACUGAGGGUCAUGUUACCCCAAGUGAUGUUGAGGAACAGAUCAAAUCCAGUGUUCCUACCUCAACAGGUUUCGAGAUUGGAGACGCUGCCAGAAUGAUGAACGAGCCUCAUGACCAGCAACAGGAAGAUGCUAUGAAUGCUUCACUGAACAGCAUGUUUCAUACGAUUGCCAGUAGCAAAGCACAGAUCAAAAGCCAGCAGAAGGAUGAGCCUGAUCUCAUGUAUGACCAGAAGCUGGAUAUCAUCAAGGAUCUUUUCUGGUGUAAGCCAGUGGUGUUCCUUGAACGUUUUCACAAAAUCAUCAAAGAAGAGCAUCUUGUCUGUUUCAACCAUUUGGCUGACAACUACGAAGUAACUUUUUACUGUAAAGAAAUUAGGAAGUCUUCCAUGAAGAAAACUGCCCGAACAAAUGUUCGCAACAAGAGGUACGCGGCCCUGCAGCAGCUGAUUAAAGAUGGGGAGUAUUUCAGUGACGAGCAGAUGCGAACUCGAGAUCCUUUGCUGUACCAACAGUACAUUAGACAAUACAUGACGGAGGAGGAGUUGUUGGCUGAGAACAGCAAAAACCUGAGCAAUGCCAUGUGCUUGUCUGAUCUGCUGAUGAGCACUUAUCAGGAGAAAAUUGUCCAGGAAAGGCUACAGUGGCAAAAGGAAAGGGAGGAUGCCUGUGUGGAAGAGGAAGAGGAUGAUGAGGAGGAAGAUGACGACACAGAGUCUAAAGCUGCAGACUGGAUACCCAGUGACGACGAGAGGAGCAUGCUGAGGGAAGAAUUUGUGAGUCGCAUGUACCAACGCUUUCUGGAUGGGGAAGACAGAGACUUCGAUUACAGUACUGUUGAUGACAACCCGGAUUUUGACAACCUUGACAUCAUAAGUCGUGACGAAGAGGAGAGAUACUUUGACGAGGAGGAGCCAGUGGAAGUUGAAGAUAUGGAGAUGGACAAGGAUUAAACAUUCUUCAGUUUAUAUGUUUUUUUUUACAGUUUUAGAUUUAACAACAUUUCCAAAUCUCUCUUUUUCAAGGACACUGUUAGUGAUCAACUGAGUAGUUUUGUGCACAUUGUAAAACAAUUUCUUCUUCCUAUUUUUUAAUAAGUGUAAUUGGCCAGUUUCUGUUGUUCUAUUGAUUUCUGUUGCGCUAAAAUCAUUUUUUUAAGUUUGAUGUACUAAGGAAGAUGAAACUGAAACUGCUGACAGACAACAAACAGAUUCCCAUGGUGGCUCAGUGGGGAAAUGCACCACCUAGAAAUCAACUGAACCUUGCUUCCAGGUUUAGUUUCUGGUCCCUGAGGAGAUAGCUGGGAAGGAAGGAUUGGACCCUGCACCUUUUGUUUAGGUGCUAAAAUCAAUCAGCUUUUACUUUUCCAAAUUGAACUCUGGUGCCCUCUGUUUGUUAAAAGUGAAUGCUUGAUGAGGCUCUCCGCAACUGAAUUAAAAGAAUAUGUAAUCAAAAUUUGCUUGUUUUACACUGAAAUAAUGACAACUCUCUAACACCUUAGAACUCAGUGACACCUAUAAGCCAGUUCCCUCAAGCAUUUGUUUCUGCAAAUGUAGGAAGAAAUAGUCUGGAGAAAGGUAAAAAAGAAAUACAUGUACUCUUCCCAACUCGUGCUGGGAUAUGGCCUCCUGGGUACCCAGAAAUCCGGAGGCCAUUCUUUCCAGUUGGUAAAAUAUCCACAAACACCUUGACCCUGGGCAACCUGACCUCAAGUUCACAAAUGCAGUUUCCAGCAGGGAUUUUUCGGUGGUUAGCAGUGUCAAAAACUUAUUUUCCUCUUUGUACCUUAAUCCACUGCUGCCCUGGUCUAGCUAAGGUCUGCUAACUCGGUUUAGUGUGAGGAUUAAACCCAGGGGCUUUUGGUCCAUAUGGAUGAGUUCCUUAUUGAGUGUGUUCUUACUAAUAAACUGUGUAAAGAGUACAGCAGGAUAGGCAUCCUGUGAUGUGACAUUGUGAUGCCAUGACACUCUCUACUAUGCAUUGCGGAAUUCCAUCAGGCAUUGCAUGUUCUCUUUCUUAUACAUGGUUAGGGUGAUGUGAUAAAGAGCUGUUUUUUACCCCCCACAGGAGACAGAACCGCUCCUUGUGAACUGUUACAACCAGUAUUGCCAGAGGGCUUUGGGUAGCUCACCCUCACCUGUUUGGCAGUGGGACUCCUGAAAUAGGGAAAAUAAGAGUGUGGGAACUAAUGACAGAGAUGUCUUUUACAGGAAAAAUAUAGCUCUGAUUUGCUGGUAAUUAUUUGGAGUAUCUUCUGAAACAAUAUCUUAUUUCUUUAAGACUCUCACUGUCCUUGUUUUUGAUUUCAUCUCCAUGUUCCCACCCUGGUUUUGAUAUUUAAUCAUGUGCUGCACAGAAUUAGUGUUUCAAUCAGCUUUUGAAGCAACUUUAAGUCAGUUGAAGAAUUUAAAUGUCUUUCAUUAAAUGGUUUACAUUUUAUUAUUCAUGUUGUUGCAGUUUCUCCCCAUCGUAACUACUGUUCAGUGUUGGAAAGUCACUGGGAGCUUAAGUGUUGUUUUCAUUGUUUUGCCUUCUUUUAACAACUGGAGAUUAUUUGCUCAAUAAUCCACAGAGGAGUGGCCAAUUUUGAAUAGUAGGGUUUGAUUGUGUGGUGGUUGUGUUAUUGGACUAGUAAUCCAGAGAGUGGGUGUUGAAAUUCCACCAUGGGAGUUUGAGAAUUUGAAUUAAAAUUUUCACAAUCUGAAUGAAACUGGCACAUAUUUGUCAGCUUUCACUGAAAAUCCAACUAGUUCACUAAUAUCCUUUUAGGGAGAGAAAUAGGUCUGAAUCUUUACAUGACUCCAGUCCCACACCACUAUUUGUGACUCUUAACUGUCCCCUGUGGGGCAAAGAAGACAUACAAAGACGAGGAGGCCAUUUAGUCCCUGAAUCCUGUUCUGCCCUUCAAUGAAAUUGUGGCUGGUCUACAUCCUAAUUCCACACACCUGCCUUUGCUGCUUAUCACUUAAUACCUUUGAUUAUCAAGAAACUAGAAAUAUCAAUUUUGAAAUUAACAAGUGAUGUAGCAUUAAUUGUUCAUGGAGGAGAGUUCUGAACCCCUACCAGUUUUUGUGUGUUGAAGUGGUUCCUGAUUUCACUUCUGAAAGAGUUGGCUCUAAUUUUUAUACUGUGCUCCUAGACCUCUGAACCAGAGGAAGUAGUUUGCCUCUAUUUACCUUAUACUUGAUCAUUUGAAAGCUUAGCCCAUCUUCUGUAUGAAACAUAUAAUCAUACAAAUUCAGCCCCUCAAACCUGGUCCCCAUUCAGUAAGAUCAUGCUCAUCUGAUUGUAGCCUCAAACCCACAUUACCAUCUACCCUGAUAACUUUUUAUUGCAUUGCCUAAUAAGAAUCUAUCUAUCCUUGCCUUUAAAAAUAUUCAAGAAUUCUGUUUUGAUUGUGCUUUGAGGAAGAGAGAUCCAGAGAUUUGUGACUCUUUGAGAGAAAAAGAACUGCCUCAUCCUUGAUGGAAAAAGACCAUCCUGAUUUUUAAACAGUGACCCCUAGUUCCAGAUUCUCCCAUUAGAGGAAAUAUCCUUUCCUCAUCUACCCUGUGAGGAACCCUCAGAAUCUUACAUGUUUCAAUAAUAUCACCUUUUACUCUUCUAAAAGUCAGCAAAAAAAAGCCUACUCUGUCCGUUCUUUCCUCAUAAGACAAAUCACCACACCUCUCCCCGAAUAAAGGUAUCAGUUUAGUUAACCUUCUGUGAACUUCCUCUAAUGAAUUUAUAUAUUUCCUUAGAUAAGGUGCCAAUACUGUACACUAUACUCACUAGUGCUCUCUAAAACUGAAGUAUUCAAUUUUCCCUGUGAUAUCUGAUAACGUUCUAUUAGUUUUCCUAAUUACUUGCUGUACGUGUAUACUAAGCUUUUUAUGAUUUGUGCCUAGGACACCCAGAUCCCUCUGCAUCUCAGAACUCUGCAAUUACUCAUCAUUGGUGAGAGGAGAGAGAUUUUAAAAAGACAUAGGAGGCAAUUUUUUUUACAGAGGGUGGUUCGUGUGUGGAAUGAACUUCCUGAUGAACUGGUGAAUGUGUGUAGUUACAACAUUUAAAAGACAGUUUGAUGGAUAUAUGAAUAGGAAAGGUUUGGAGGAAUAUGGGCCAUGAGUAGGCAGGUGGGGCUAGUUUAGUUUGGGAUUAAGCUCGGCAUGGACUGGGUGGACCGAAGGGUCUGUUUCUGUGCUGUAUGACUCUAUUUAGAGAAUAUGCUUUUUAAAAAGAAAUUCUAUAUGCCAAAAUUGGUAAUUUCACAUUUUCCCCCAUUAUACUCAAUUUGCCACAUCUUUGCCAAUUCACUUAGCCUAUCUAUAUCUUUUUGUAGCCUUCUUAUGUUCUCUUUACAACUUGCAUUCCUACAUAUCAUUGUAUUGUCUGCAAAUUUGGCAACACACCUUCUGUCGUUUCAUCUAAACCACUUUUAUAAAUUAGAACAUCGAACUGUAGAAUCCGGGAACGGGCUCUUCAGCCCACGAUGUUGUGCCAAACACUACACCAAAUUAAGCUAAUCCUUCUUGCCUACCUUUGCUCCGUAGCCCUCCAUUCCUUGCAUGUUCAUGUGCUUAUCUGAAAGUCUCUUUAAAAGCCCCUAUCCUAUCUGCCUCCGCCACCACCCGGUAGUGCAUUCCAGACUCUUACUGCUCUCUGUGUAAAAUACAUGCCCCUGGCAUCUCCUUUGAACUUUCUCCCUCUCACCUCAAAUGCAUUUCCCCAAGUUUUAGACUUUUCAACUCUGGGUAAAAGAUUCUAUCUAGUGAACCCUGCUGGAAGGUAAGCGGGAGAGUAGAUGUUAGAGACAAACCACAUCUUCCUUGCAUGUGAUAGAGGCUCCUCCCGCACCCGUCAAAUAUUUGUUGACCCUCACUGUCUAGCGUUAGAGGUGAAGCACAUCCACUCCAGCCAGUUUCUUGAGAACUACAGUGCAGGAAUGGCUGUCACCUUCUGAAGUGGAGGGGAGUUAAGAUUUUGUUGAAAUUGCUUCUGACAGGAAUUGUUUGCAUACAGUCUUCCAUAGGGGAGGCAAGGCUAGGUGAGAUUCGAACUGCUUUAAAACUUUGUACAGAGUUAAAAUCGGACCCAGUGCUCAGCGUCUGGAUCCACCGAAGUUGCACAAAAUUAAUAUUGUUUUUUCGUGCUGAAAAGGUUUAGGAUAUUGUUUUACACAUGUAUCGAUUUCCAGAGAUUAAAAUAAAAUGUUUCUGAAAUAGCAA
Messenger RNA from Rhincodon typus (whale shark), 5525 nucleotides. It is a transcript of the gene ccdc97, whose product is annotated as coiled-coil domain containing 97. NCBI's taxonomy places the organism in Eukaryota, Metazoa, Chordata, Chondrichthyes, Orectolobiformes, Rhincodontidae. Bases 204 to 1271 code for a protein of 355 amino acids. The transcript is spliced from 5 exons. The record is from RefSeq and is a predicted model, not a curated record.